This is a messenger RNA of Aureobasidium melanogenum CBS 110374, 927 nucleotides long. RefSeq lists its product as uncharacterized. Bases 1 to 927 code for a protein of 308 amino acids. The record is from RefSeq and is a predicted model, not a curated record. The transcript has a single exon. Lineage: Eukaryota; Fungi; Ascomycota; Dothideomycetes; Dothideales; Saccotheciaceae.
AUGGCCCUCCCUGACCACACAAAGCCAAUCCUGCAAUCCUCCAACCACGAAAUCAAGCAAACUCUUCUUCACGGUCCUCCUCCUGGCCAACAGUUCCCCUUCCUGGUGCCCACUCAUCGACGUCGAAUCGACCUCCCUCUCGCCCAACGCUCAAUCAUCGAAACCAAUCUCGCGCACCAAACCACUACUCGUCCAUCUAUUUCUUGGUCUUGGGAAAAGACUGAGAAGUAUGUGCGUCACAAGGAUACUUUGAUGCUUGAGUAUCUGUACGAUUACCCUGUUGUUGAAUGGGUUAUAGAGGCCGAGGAAGCGAGAUAUGCGGUUGAGACCUUUCUUGCUAGGGAAGAGAUGAGGAGGUUAGGGGCUUCUGUUUUUGCAGAGGAUACGCCUUUUUCGUGGUGGAUGCGUGGUGAAGUGGCACCUGUCGAUGACAAUUUGUCUAUCUCGAAUAAGGGUGAUGUUGUUGAAGAUGAGCAGGAAGAAGUCGGAGAAGUGGAGGAAAUGGAAGUCGAGCAAGAAACCGCUACCCCUGAGCCGCUUCUUGCCUCACCGAACAUCUCACGACUGGCAGACCCUGCUGCAUCAGAAGAAUCAAGAGAAUCUGAAGACGAGCAGACGUCAGAUCAAUCACCAGACGACACCACAGAAACACCCAUAGUCAACCCAGAACCCCGUCGAUCAACUCGCAUAACUGAGCAAAAGCUCAAAGAGGAGCAUGAUCAACAAGCCAUGGAAGAAUCUCUCAAACCCAUCCCUCAUACCACUCAGACAAAGAGACUCAUCAGUCUCCCCAAGAGAUCGAAGCAAAAGAGUGUUCAGAGCAGACAGCAAGAAAACCAACGCCCACGUCGCCGCUCUACUCGCGUUUCAGCAAAACGCACUUUUGCAGAUGAGCCUUGGAGUGAGCCUAGAUACCAAACCAACUAG